AUGAGUUUCUCCAAUAUGCUCAGCAGGCUCCAGGGCCAACCCGAGAGCUACGAUAAGAAGGCUAAAUAUCGCUUCGGUCGCACUCUCGGAGCUGGAACUUACGGUAUCGUCCGUGAGGCUGACGGUCCUACUGGCAAGUGCGCCGUCAAGAUUAUUCUCAAGAAGAAUGUGAAGGGCAACGAGAGAAUGGUCUACGACGAGCUGGACAUGCUCCAGCGUCUGAAGCACCCUCACAUUGUCAAGUUCGUUGACUGGUUUGAGUCGCGUGACAAGUACUACAUCGUCACUGAACUAGCUACUGGCGGAGAGCUGUUCGAUCGUAUUUGCGAGCAGGGCAAGUUCACGGAGAAGGAUGCUUCGCAAACCAUCAAGCAGGUCCUCGAAGCCGUCAACUACUUGCACCAGAACAACGUCGUACACAGAGGCAAGUUUUGCCAUUAUAACUUGGGUGCCCAUUUCUUUCUAACUAGUAGAUCAGACUUGAAGCCCGAGAACCUCCUGUACCUUACCAGAGAUAUGGAGUCCGAUCUCGUCUUGGCCGAUUUCGGUAUCGCCAAGAUGCUCGACCGCAAAGACGAAGUCCUCACAACAAUGGCCGGUUCCUUCGGCUACGCAGCCCCUGAGGUCAUGUUGAAGAAGGGCCAUGGUAAGCCGGUAGACAUGUGGUCCAUGGGUGUCAUCACAUACACUCUGCUUUGCGGUUACUCUCCUUUCCGCUCGGAGAACCUCCAGGAUCUUAUCGAUGAGUGCAGUAAUGCUCAGGUCGUCUUCCACGAGCGUUACUGGAAGGAUGUCAGCGAUGAUGCAAAGGACUUCAUUUUGCAUCUUCUGCAACCAGAGCCCGUCAAGCGCUGGUCGAGUGAAGAAGCUCUCCACCACCCGUGGCUCAGCGGAGAGAAUGCCACCGACCACAACUUGCUGCCCGAGAUCAAGGCCUACAUGGCCAAGGCCCGUCUUCGCCGCGGUAUCGAGAUGGUCAAGCUUGCCAACAGAAUCGAGACGCUCAAGGCACAAGAAGAGGAUACAGAGGACUCAGACUUCCCAGCCGACGCUAUCAGCGCCGCAGACCAGUCCAAGCACGUUGGCGCACACGAAGUUGCCACUGGCGAGAAGCGCAGCCUUUCCAAGACGAUCAAGGGCGCCAUCUUCCGUGAGGUCGUCCUUGCCAAGGUCCGCGAGAUGAAGCAGCAGCAGGACACACUCAAGGUGAAGGAGGAUGCGGAGAAGGAGCACAGAAGACGCAGCUUUCAGGGAUGA
This is a messenger RNA of Colletotrichum tamarilloi, 1257 nucleotides long. RefSeq lists its product as uncharacterized. Gene Ontology annotation, biological process: protein phosphorylation; cellular response to oxidative stress. Gene Ontology annotation, molecular function: calcium/calmodulin-dependent protein kinase activity; ATP binding. The transcript has 5 exons. Bases 1 to 1257 code for a protein of 418 amino acids. The record is from RefSeq and is a predicted model, not a curated record. NCBI's taxonomy places the organism in Eukaryota, Fungi, Ascomycota, Sordariomycetes, Glomerellales, Glomerellaceae.